Messenger RNA from Aspergillus fijiensis CBS 313.89, 2378 nucleotides. RefSeq names its product AFG1 family ATPase. The record is from RefSeq and is a predicted model, not a curated record. Gene Ontology annotation, cellular component: mitochondrion; cytoplasm. Gene Ontology annotation, molecular function: ATP binding; ATP hydrolysis activity. The transcript is spliced from 4 exons. NCBI's taxonomy places the organism in Eukaryota, Fungi, Ascomycota, Eurotiomycetes, Eurotiales, Aspergillaceae. Bases 330 to 2081 code for a protein of 583 amino acids. Gene Ontology annotation, biological process: protein quality control for misfolded or incompletely synthesized proteins.
UCUCAAUUUUGCGCUAGGUUUUGUCUCUCUUUUCUGUAUAUUGUCACGACUCUCGAAGUGGACUAUACUGUACAUAUCGCUCCUCCCACGGCUUGUCUCUUAUCGCGUGUCCUGAAUCCUCCGUUCACUGUUCCGACUGCGAUCCUUUCGUCCCCGCUUUUUGUCCCUCUCCGCCGAUUAUUUACCGACCGGGCAACCUCGGUCGAAACGGAGUGAAGAAGCGCUUUCCACCGGUUUUGCACUGCUUACAUGCGUUUGACGAUCGCUACAAAGCGCCUUUGAGAUUUUCUUUCUUUCCAUUCUUCUUUCUGCUUACGGUUUCUGCACCCAUGAGCGGCUCGUCGGCGAAAGUCUGCGCGGACUACUUGCCCAGCGCAUUGCGGGCCCGGGGCUCUGUCCUGCGUCGUGCCGCACCUGCUCCGCGGGAAGGAGGAGGAGUCCGUCGAGCAUGUUCUCGCGACACUCGUCGGGGCUUGCAUCAUGAUUCCCGGGCUGUGCGUCUGUCGACGCACGUGCGGGUUUGUGGCGGUUCUGGCCCUGUUGACCUGAGACGGGUUCAGGGUCAGUAUGCGCGGAGAUUCGCGACGGCAGUUCAGGAGAAGGGCGAAACCUCUUCUUCUGGCUCCCCGGGUGCAGCUGGGCUGCGCGGGGGUCCGUUAGCCGAGUAUGAUGUGAGAGUGCAGGAGGGUCGCCUGCGGGAUGAUCCUUAUCAGCGACAAAUCAUCGAGAAGCUCCAAGAUCUCUACGAGCGCCUGACCUCCUACCACCCGCCCGCGGUGGUGCACCCGAGCCCGGAAUCCCUCGACCCCAAACCCAAGUCGUCCUCGUUCUUCGGCUCGCUCUUCGGGCGCAACAACGACAGCGCGAAGUCGGAGCUGACGAUUCCCGAGUCCCUGCCCAAGGGCCUGUAUAUGUACGGCGAUGUCGGGUGCGGCAAGACGAUGCUGAUGGACCUGUUCUUCGAGACCCUGCCGGACAACAUACGGGCGAAAAACCGCAUCCACUUCCACAACUUCAUGCAGGACGUGCACAAGCGCAUGCACGUGGUCAAGAUGAAGUAUGGCCAUGAUUUCGACGGGCUCCCGAUCGUGGCGGCGGACAUUGCGGCGCGGUCGAGCGUGUUGUGCUUCGAUGAGUUCCAGUGUACUGAUGUGGCGGACGCGAUGAUUUUGCGGAGACUCCUCGAACACCUCAUGGCCCACGGCGUCGUGCUUGUCACCACCUCCAACCGCCACCCGGACGACCUCUACAAGAACGGCAUCCAGCGCGACUCCUUCAUCCCCUGCAUCAACCUCCUCAAGACUGCCCUGCAAGUGAUCAACCUCAACUCGCCGACGGACUACCGCAAGAUCCCGCGCCCGCCGGCGGCCGUCUACCACCACCCGCUCGGCCCGGCGGCCGACGCCCACGCGCAGAAGUGGUUCGAGUACCUGGGCGACUUCACGCACGACCCGCCGCACCCGACCACGCAGGAGGUCUGGGGCCGCAAGAUCGCGGUGCCGCUGGCCAGCGGCAAGGCGGCGCGCUUCUCCUUCCAGCAGCUGAUCGGGACCGCCACGGGCGCGGCGGACUACCUGGAGCUGGUCCGCAACUACGAGGCGUUCAUCAUCACGGACGUGCCGGGCAUGAAUCUGAACCAGCGGGAUCUGGCGCGACGGUUCAUCACGUUCAUCGAUGCGGUGUAUGAGAGUCGGGCUAAACUCGUCCUCACAACCGCCACCCCGCUCACCAACCUCUUCCUCUCCGAGUCCGACGUCCGCACCACCCUCUCCGACCGAUCCGGCGACGACCACUCCGACCUCUCGGACGCGAUGCGCAUGAUGAUGGACGAUUUGGGCCUGUCCAUGCAGGCCCUCAAGACCACCUCCAUCUUCUCGGGCGAUGAGGAGCGCUUCGCCUUUGCGCGCGCCCUGAGCCGUCUCGCGGAGAUGGAGAGUAAGCAGUGGGUGGAGCGGGGGUUGGCCUCUCCGGCUGGCGGAGUCAAGGAUGGUGGUGGUGGUAGUGCUGAUGCCAAGGAGAAGGCGAAGGAGAGGGAGGAGUUUUUGAAGGGGAGGGGCCAUUGGGCGGAGGAUAAUAUGUAAAUCCUCUUGCUCUUGAGGUAUGAAGAUGAGGGUGAGGGUGAGGGUGAGUGGAUGGUCUAGAGUCUUAGAUGUCUAGAGCUGGAUUGCGCGGGUAUUACGGCUAUCGCGGAUGGUAGAUAUGGGUGUGGUGGUAGGACAUGAUAGAUGGGAUAAGAUGGGAUAAGAUGGGAUAAGAUGGGAUGGGAUAUCCCGGGUACGCGAGGGUAGAAUUGGUCAACAGCUCAGUCAGGGUCUGCUUGCAUGAUGAGUGAUGGUUCUUAGCUGGUGCUUCUGUGUACUGUACAGAAUAGAAUAGAG